CUCCUAAAUUUGAGGACACAUGGCUACAUCAGAGGGUUCAGAGAGUUUUGAUUCCAUGGAUGAGGACAUAACUCAAGUGACACGCACUAAAAGGUCGAAAGUAUGGGAGCACUAUGAACCAGAUCUGAUUGUCGUGGAUGGUGACCUGAAGGCGGUGUGUAGAUAUUGUGGAGUGCAACUUCAGACCAAGUUUGGGACUAGCAGUUUGAGGUCACAUAUCGCAGAGUCUUGUAAAUCAAUUGAGGAUGCUUGCAGGAAAAGGUUUUUGCUGACCAUGAAAAACAAGCCCGAAUCAUUUUUCGUAUUUGACCCAAAAGUUUGCCGUGAGUUGAUGGUGAAGUUUUGCAUCCAUGCUGAGAUUCCUUUUCUGAAGUUCGAAGAUCCCUACCUUCAGCCAUGGAUUGACUCAAUGCAACCAGCAUUUCAACUCGUUGGUCAUCACACGAUUCGCGAUGACGCAAAGAAGAUGUAUGAAGGAAUGAAGAAAGAUAUUGAAUUUGAGCUGCAAAAUUUGGAUUCUCGCAUUUCUUUAACAUCAACAUGUGGACUUCAUCACAGAGCUUGGGUUACAUGUCCAUUACUGCCCAUUACAUCAAUGCAGAAUUCAAUUAUAAGAAGAAGAUCAUUAGUUUCAAAGAAGUAAAGUACCCUCACACUGGCUAUGCAAUAGAAGAAGCAAUUGUGGGUUGCCUAACAGAAUGGGGCAUAAGGGGCAAGCUGUUUACUUUGACAUUAGAUAAUGCCAGCAAAUAAUACUAGUGCUUGUGAAGAAUUAAUAAAAUAUCACAAGUAUGAGCUGCUCCUUGAAGGUCAACAUUUGCAUGUUAGGUGUUGUGCCCACAUUCUCAACAUCUUAGUUCAGGAUGGAAUGAAAAUAAUACAUGGAGCUAUUGACAAGAUACGUGAGCUGCUGAAGCAUGUAGACUCCUCUCCAGCAAGACUUCAAGACUUCAAUACAAUUGCUAGUAGGAUGGGUCUGUCUACAAAGAACGGUAUCUACCUUGAUGUACCAAAUAGAUGGAACUCCACUUGGAAAAUGCUUGUAGAAGCACAGAGAUACAAAUCUGUCCUUAAUAGUUAUGCCAGUCAAAAGUUGGAAAUUUCUCCAAGUGAGCAAGAAUGGAAGAAAGCUGAAGCUAUCUGUGAAUUUCUUAAAGCAUUUGAAGAGCUGACCUUAACCGUUUCAGCUCACAGGAAGCCAACUGCUCAUAAGUUUUUGCCAGUUGUGCUCUGUAUUCGCCAUGCAUUGAAAGAUCCGGGUUGGCAGACCCAUGAUGUGUUGAAAGAAUUGGCACUUGUGAUGCAAACUAAGCUAGACAAAUAUUGGGAUCCUGAGGAGAAGGAGAAUGAAGAGCCUAAUCGUCGCAGAAAAAGCAAGGAAAUUGAGCUUAACGUCGCACUUGUCAUUGCAACAUUCCUUGAUCCAAGGAGGAAAGAAGACUACUUGUAUUUCUUUUAUAGCAAGGUGUGUAGCAAUGAGGAGAUGGUUUCCAAACAAGUGGUUAUUGCUCUAGACUGGGUUAAAAAGUAUGUGAAAGAAUAUGAGCUACUUGCGGCGACAAGCACUGCAUUUUCAACACCUCCUAGUCAAGGCAAUACGACCAUUGGAUCGCCAAUUGCAGGGAAAAGAAAGCUGGAAGAAGAGUUUGCACAAUACAAGUCUCGCCGAAGGUCACGUGUACACAAGUCCGAGCUUGACACGUAUUUGGAUGAAUCAUGUGAGGAGGACACUCUUGACUUCGAUGUCCUGGGUUGGUGGAAGAAAAGUGCUGUGAAAUAUCCUAUAUUGUCAUCUAUGGCACGCGAUUUCCUUGCAAUUCCUCUCAGCACGGUGGCAUCUGAAUUAGCAUUUAGUUGUGGUGGUAGGAUACUUGGAGACACUAGAAGCUCAUUAGCCCCUGAAAUGCUACAAGCUUUAGUUUGUGCUAAAGAUUGGCUAUUUAUACCGAAGGGAGAUGAAGGACAAGGACAUGAAGGAUAGAUCUAGCACGGACUCUUUGGUCUCCUAGGUAUGAGAUGCAGCAUCUCCAUGUCACCGAGACCCUCCCUCGGAUGGUAGCUCUCUCGGAAGCCUACAUGCAGAUAUACGAGCAGCACGAAUGAAGUGACGGGGACGGAGAACGGUGGUCAUGGUGUAGCCUUCCACACCCACCUUCUUUGCUUACCAGAAAACAUUUUUGUUGUGAAUCUUUAUGUUGCUAUCAU
Molecule: messenger RNA, 2205 nt
Organism: Lolium perenne
Lineage: Eukaryota; Viridiplantae; Streptophyta; Magnoliopsida; Poales; Poaceae
Product: zinc finger BED domain-containing protein RICESLEEPER 2-like
Molecular function (GO): protein dimerization activity; DNA binding
Source: RefSeq, a predicted model, not a curated record